Messenger RNA from Physcomitrium patens, 2938 nucleotides. RefSeq names its product monosaccharide-sensing protein 2. Gene Ontology annotation, cellular component: membrane. The record is from RefSeq and is a predicted model, not a curated record. Gene Ontology annotation, biological process: transmembrane transport. NCBI's taxonomy places the organism in Eukaryota, Viridiplantae, Streptophyta, Bryopsida, Funariales, Funariaceae. Gene Ontology annotation, molecular function: transmembrane transporter activity.
AUUGUGCCUGUGUGAUUAGUCCCUUUGAAAUGCCUUGCCUCUCUCGAUGGGCUCUCAUUGCGUCCGUCUUGCAGCUGCGUAGCCAGGCCAGUGGGUGGUGGGAUCGUGGUCAUAGGUUUUUUGUUUUGCGGGUGGGGUUGCGUGGCUUGUUGGGUUUGAGGUGCUGUGGAUGACUCUGGCGAAGUGAUCGAGCUUGCCAAGUGAAGGACUUGGAAGGCGCAGAAGAGAUCCAUGGCUGCUUUUGUGGUGGCCGCGGUGGCCGCCUUGGGCAAUCUUUUGCAAGGAUGGGACGGUGGUGCCAUUGCAGGAGCUCUUUUGUACUUGAAGCCCGAAUUUCAUUUGGAAGAAACACCUGCCCUUGAGGGUGAGGUGGUUGCAUCCACUCUCGUGGGCGCAGUAGCCGCCGUGUGCAUUGCAGGACCGUCUGCGGAUUGGCUUGGUCGGAAAUUCAUGCUGUGCAUAUCCGGUGUUCUUUACGCAAUUGCAGCUCUUGUGAUGAUAUGGUCCCCUAAUGUGUACAUUCUCAUCGUCGGACGUCUUACUGUCGGUUGUGCUAUCGGAUUGGCAGCUACAAUAGCUCCGAUCCUAAUUUCCGAGUCGGCUCCUUCUGAAAUUCGGGGUCAGCUCGCUACGUUCCCACAGUUCCUGGGAUCAGGGGGGUUGUUUCUAGCUUAUGUGAUGGACUUCGUGUUCUCACUGCAGCCUCAAGUGAACUGGAGAUUCAUGCUUGGAAUUUUAUUCGUUCCAGCUGUAAUGUAUGUUGGUCUUGGACUGGUCGUACUGCCGGAAUCACCACGGUGGUUGGUUAGCAAGGGUCGUAUGAACGAAGCGAAGAAGGUGUUGCAGAAGAUUCGAGCCCGAGAUGAUGUUGAUGGGGAGAUGUCUUUGCUGGUUGAGGGUUUGGGAGUUGGUGCUGAAACCCACAUUGAGGAAUGGUUAUUGAAGCCAUCUGAGAAGCUCGCGAAGGAAGAUGACGAGGAUUCGGUUAUCGAAGAAGGUCAAAUUAAGCUGUUUGGUCCAGAUGAUUCAACAUGGGUUGCAACUCCAAUCGUUGACGAAUUUGGUCACUCCAUAGCAAAUACUCUUUCUAGGAGUGCAAUGGCGGAGAGUCGCCUGUCUCAGUUUCUAGAUCCCGUGGUAACAAUGAUGGGGAGUGUUCAAAACAGUUUCCAUGAUAUGGGCUUCAUGUCCCACGAUGACGAUGAGAACAGAUGGGAUGAGGAGAAUCAGGAACCUGGGCUUGAGACGUCGCUGCUUUCUGGUGCGCCUAUGUCUCGCAACAAUUCCAGGGGUGCUGGUUAUACACGGUCUGACUCACAAUCUAAGAAUCGAAGCAAUAUGUCACGACAAAACUCUAGGUCUCGCAGCAGACGGCAAUCCAGGUCUGGAUUUUCUGGGCGCCACUCAAGGUCUUACUCCAAGAACAUUGCACAGGAUGGACAGUUGUCCGAGUUUUCCGGCAGUGUUGGUGUGGGCGGUGGCUGGCAGCUUGCGUGGCGAUGGGAUGAAGGUGCGAAGGACGGCGAAGAAGCAGGUUUGAAGCGUGUAUUCGUUAGAGGCGAUGGUGGUGAUAUGUCACAGUAUAACUCCACUAUGUCUCUCCCGGGAGUCCAGCCUCAGGAGGAUCAUGAAUCUUUCCAGGCUCAAGUUAUUGUUGCUCAAUCGUCACUCUUCUCAAAAGAAUUGUUGGAAGAGCAUCCAGUUGGGCCCGCUAUGAUGCAUCCUGCAGAAACUGCAACCCGAGUGCCUCCAGUUCAAAACUUGUGGGAUGCCGGUGUAAAGCGUGCACUCUUCGUGGGAGUAAUAUUGCAAAUUUUGCAGCAGUUUUCUGGCAUCAAUGCUGUGCUAUACUUUACCCCCCAAAUUCUUAUGCAAUCUGGAGCCGGAGACAUACUGAUUAAAUUUGGCCUUGAUGCGGAAUCCUCCUCAAUCUUGGCGAGUGGUGUUACGUGCUUUCUCAUGCUGCCUUGCAUUUUCCUUGCCAUGAAGCUGAUGGACGUUUCUGGCCGCCGAGGAUUGCUAUUGACGACAUUACCGGCCCUUACUGUCUCCUUGGUAGCACUUGUGAUUGUGAACCUCUUCAAGGCAACUGGCCUCAUUCCUGCACUGAUCUCCUUCAUCUGUGUGACGGUUUUCAUUUGCUCAUUCGUGGCUGGCUUUGGCCCGAUCCCCAACAUCCUCUGCUCCGAGAUUUUCCCCACUCGGGUCCGUGGCACCUGCAUCGGAAUCUGCGCUGGCGCCAUGUGGUCAAGCAACGUGUGCAUCACGUACGCGUUUCCGAUCCUAAACCAGCACUUCGGACUACAAGGAGUGUUCGGCUUCUUCGCCAUAGUCACUUUCAUAGCCUGGAUUUUUGUGUUCCAAUACGUCCCGGAGACGAAAGGCCAGCCCCUGGAGAUCAUUUGCGAGAUCUUUGCCCUGGCUGCAAGGAGUGCUGGGAAAAGGGAUCGAUACGAUGAUGACUACUAAUCUUUCCACGAGGUAGGUGACCCAAAUUAUGAGACCCAAUCCUUCCUCUGCAACAUGCGUUUUGUGUACCGUAUCCCCUUUUUGUUUCGAUGAGGACAAGCUUGGCUUUGUAACGGACUGUCCAUUUCGUGACGAUGGGGGCCCUACAAGCUGCCGAAAGGAGACACCCAGUGGGGGAAGAGUUUGUCUAGUCAUGUGUUUACAACUGAGCAGAGGGAUAUAAGGUUUUCUAUGGCGAUGCAGGAUUUAUUAGGAGGGGUUUUCCGACCUUUAUUCCAUUAGUGUGGAUCUGGGCUGUAUUGAUCAGUUGCAGACCUUCAAAAGCAGCAGCAGAUAUGGCUUCCGACUUUGUGAAGUGCUCUGUUCAGCUGUGGAUGUGCUUGCAGUUGGGGAAGCUCAACUCAUAGCUCUUUCCUGACUGGUGUAAUACACUCAUGUUUAGAAUUGAUUCCAUGUUUCCUCUUUCUCA